ACAUAGUGUAACAAAAAUUACACAACAUGUUGAACUGGUAAUAAUAGCGGAAACUUUGGAAGAUGGUGGCCUUGAAAUUGAAAUUUCCUUACGGGUUGACAAGAUCUUACUCGGACUCCCAGAAGCAGGGAAAUAUUCAACGGAACAGAUAUAAAGGAAUAUAUCCAUACGACGAUACCAGGGUCAAGCUCCGCGACUGUGAGACGGAUUACAUAAAUGCUAGUUUUAUAGACGGUUAUAAAAAACGACAUGCGUACAUUGCAUCACUAGGUCCCAUGUCAAAGCAUCUCGGGGAUUUCAGUCCAUUCUGGGAGAUGAUCUGGCUAGAGAAGGUUGAGAAAAUUGUCAUGUUGACCAACCUUGUUGAGGACGGAAAAGACAAGUGCGAGCAAUAUUGGCCAGGCCUUGGGACAAGUAAAAUCUACGGCAAAGUCCAUGUUUUAUUCCAGAGCGAGGAUGAAUAUGCCGAGUUUACGAGGAGAGAAUUCACAGUUACAAAGGGAAAUGAAACCAGACAGCUUCACCAUCUUCAUUUUACCUGCUGGCCAGACAAAGAUAUACCGGAUGAUGUCACAGGAAUAAUUGAGUUCAGACAGAGAGUUCCGAACACACCUGACCAAUUUGAUUGUCCUGUACUUGUUCACUGCAGUGCUGGUGUUGGAAGAACAGGAACAUACAUUGCUCUAGAUAUUUUGACAAAGGAGGGAGAGAGUGAGGGGUCAAUACACAUCCCUGGCUGUGUGAUUAACAUGAGGCUCGAUAGGGCUAACAUGAUACAAACCAUGAACCAGUACGAGUUCUUACAUAGAGCACUCGUCAGCUCGCUGAGUGAUAUCAGUAAACCAAUUAGAGGAACACGUUUUCGCCAGUACAUCAAUCAGAUGGGUGAAGAAGGAUUCAAUCGACAGUUUCAGGAGAUGCAAACAGUUUUAGAAAAACCUCCAGGUUAUGAAAUGCAGGCCACGGAGAGGAAUAACAGAAUAAAAGGCGGGAAUAUACCAUUGACAGCCAUACCAGGAGAUCGCAACAGACAUUGCCGGAUCCUUGAUAGUUCACCUAGAGCUCCUGAAUGUAUGAAUGCAGUUUACAUCGACAGCUUGAAAGCAAGGAAUCGCUUCUUGGUUGUUCAAAGUCCCAUGAAAGAAACUGUGAUCGACUUUUUGACACUGCUGUCCCAGGAAAAGUGUACUUGUGUCGUAAGCUUUGAACCUUCCACAGACAAACAAAAGAAACAAAAUGUCGGAUUGUAUUAUCCUGCUGGAAACCACGUUUUAAAACAGGGCAUGUUUCAAGUCAGCUGUACCAAACAAGAAAACUACGGCUAUUGCACAAAAAGACUGCUAACGAUCAAACACAAUGAACCCAAUGGUCAAAGUUCUGAAAGGGAAGUCACUCACUUUGAAUUCAAUGCAUGGGAUAAUACCAGUGACGUCCCGAUGUCGAGUAAGAAUUACGUUGAUCUUAUCAAAAGGGUUGACGCCAACUUAAGGGAAACUUCUAACCGAGGCCCGGUUCUUGUUCACUGUUUGGACGGGACUGGAAAAAGUGCUUUGUUCUGUAUUGUUUCAAUUUUGGUUGAAAAGAUGAAAAUAGAUCAAGAAGUCAGCGUUGUUAAUACCAUAAGGAAAGUCAGGUCCAGGCGUACAUCAGCAAUCCCAAACAUGGCAAAGUUUGAAUUCUGCCAUGAAUGCGUGUUGUCCUACAUAAAGUCCAUUGAUUACAGUCAAUAUUCAAAUUUCACUGGUGUGUGACAAGUGUAUCUACUACUUAAAUGGAUUGUUGGCCUUGCUAGUUCAACAACAGCUAAACAGAGAAUGUAUUCUUAUAAAUACCAAAAUAGGAUAUUUUAACGAUAUUGUCCAUGUUUUUGGAAAAUGAGAAAAGGUUGAUCCUUUCAGUGUUCUAAAGAAAAAGAUUUAUUUCUACAGAAAGUUUGCCAUAUCUUGUACAAAACCGUUCUUGUCUUAACGUUGAUAGAAAUUGGAUAGAAUUGUCAUCAUUUGACAUCACGUGUUUUAUAAUAUAUUCGAGAUUUAUGAUGUGUAUAAUAUGCAGGCUGCAAUUCAACUAGACUAAGU
Mya arenaria is the source of this 2078-nucleotide messenger RNA. RefSeq names its product receptor-type tyrosine-protein phosphatase mu-like. NCBI's taxonomy places the organism in Eukaryota, Metazoa, Mollusca, Bivalvia, Myida, Myidae. The record is from RefSeq and is a predicted model, not a curated record. Gene Ontology annotation, molecular function: protein tyrosine phosphatase activity. Bases 63 to 1751 code for a protein of 562 amino acids. Gene Ontology annotation, biological process: protein dephosphorylation. The transcript is spliced from 16 exons.